Molecule: messenger RNA, 1636 nt
Organism: Lutra lutra (Eurasian river otter)
Lineage: Eukaryota; Metazoa; Chordata; Mammalia; Carnivora; Mustelidae
Gene: PKMYT1
Product: protein kinase, membrane associated tyrosine/threonine 1
Exons: 7
Coding region: 1-1494 (497 amino acids)
Biological process (GO): protein phosphorylation
Molecular function (GO): protein kinase activity; ATP binding
Source: RefSeq, a predicted model, not a curated record
AUGCCCGUGCCCACGGAGGGCACCCCUCCCCCGCUGAGUGGUACCCCUGUCCCAGUCCCAGCCUACUUCCGCCAUGCCGAACCUGGCUUCUCCCUCAAGAGGCCUGGGGGUCUCAGUCGGAGCCUCCCACCCCGACCCCCUGCCAAGGGCAGCAUCCCCGUCAGCCGCCUCUUCCCUCCUCGGACCCCGGGCUGGCACCAGCCGCAACCCCGGAGGGUGUCAUUCCGAGGCAAAGCCUCUGAGACCCUGCAGAGCCCCUCGUAUGACCCCAGCCGGCCGGAGUCCUUUUUCCAACAGAGUUUCCAGAGGCUUGGCCGCCUGGGCCAUGGCUCUUACGGAGAGGUCUUCAAGGUACGCUCUAAGGAAGACGGCCGGCUCUAUGCAAUAAAGCGCUCCAUGUCACCGUUCCGGGGCCCCAAGGACAGGGCCCGCAAGCUGGCCGAGGUCGGAGGCCACGAGAAGGUGGGACAGCACCCACGCUGUGUGCGGCUGGAGCAAGCCUGGGAGGAGGGUGGCCUCCUGUACCUGCAGACAGAGCUGUGCGGGCCCAGCCUGCAGCAGCACUCUGAGGCCUGGGGCACCGGCCUGCCCGAGGCCCAGGUCUGGGGCUACCUGCGGGACACCCUGCUUGCCCUGGCUCACCUCCACGGCCAAGGCCUGGUCCACCUUGAUGUCAAGCCUGCCAACAUCUUCCUGGGACCCCGGGGCCGUUGCAAGCUGGGUGACUUUGGGCUGCUGGUUGAGCUGGGCACACCUGGAGCUGGAGAGGCCCAGGAGGGAGACCCCCGGUACAUGGCUCCCGAGCUGCUGCGGGGCUCCUACGGGACAGCGGCGGACGUGUUCAGUCUGGGUCUCACCAUCCUGGAAGUGGCGUGCAACAUGGAGCUGCCCCACGGUGGGGAGGGCUGGCAGCAGCUUCGCCAGGGCUAUCUGCCCCCUGAGUUCACCGCUGGCCUGUCCUCCGAGCUGCGUUCUGUCCUCAUCAUGAUGCUGGAACCUGACCCCAAGCUGCGGGCCACAGCCUCAGCCCUGCUGGCCCUGCCCAUGCUCAGGCGGCCUCGGCCCUGGAGCGUUCUGUGGUAUGUGGCUGCUGACGCUCUCAGUCGAGGGUGGGCCCUGUGGCAGGCCCUGCUCUCCUUGCUGUGCUGGCUCUGGCAUGGACUGGCCCACCCUGCCAGCUGGCUGCAGCCCCCAAGCCCCCCAGCCACCCCACCUGGCUCCCCACCCUGCAGCAUCCUCCUGCACAGCAGCCUCUCCAGCAGCUGGGAUGAUGACAGCGUAGGGCUCUCACUCUCUCCGGAGGCCGUCCUGGCCAGGGCUGCCGGGAACACCUCCACCCCCCGCAAUGGCUCCCCUGCCCCCCGGAACAGGUACUCACUGAGGGAAGCCCUGGACCUAAGUGACAUUGACUCUGAGCCCCCUCGGGGUUCCUUCCCCGCCUUUGAACCUCGGAACCUCCUCAGCCUAUUUGAGGACUCACUGGGCCCAACCUGAGUCUACAGGCCAGCCUCAAUGCUUUUAACCUUUUAGCCUCCCCCCCCCCCCCCAGUCCUCCUGGAGGCUGGGGUCCCUCUGGGAGCUCCAGGGGUGCCUCCUUGCCUACCCAUGUCUAAUAAAAGGUAUUUGAAUCUCGGGA